Molecule: messenger RNA, 1831 nt
Organism: Octopus bimaculoides (California two-spot octopus)
Lineage: Eukaryota; Metazoa; Mollusca; Cephalopoda; Octopoda; Octopodidae
Product: arf-GAP with SH3 domain, ANK repeat and PH domain-containing protein 2
Biological process (GO): positive regulation of GTPase activity
Cellular component (GO): cytoplasm
Molecular function (GO): protein binding; GTPase activator activity
Source: RefSeq, a predicted model, not a curated record
CAGUCUUUGAUUUAUAUACCUACAGUUUUCCAACUAAUCAGUUUCCAUGUUUCUAUUUACAAUAUUUAGAUAUUUAUAUAAUGUAGACAUGGUAAAACACUCCUGGUUGUAUAUCGAGAACAUCUCAACUCACCAAAACCCUACUUCGUAUCUAUAACAUUUGUAUGGGUAAAACUCCCAAUUUUACAUUUACAAUAUCUGAACUGGUCAAUCUCUAAUAUUCUUUAAAUAUUUUGGUCGUGUCAUGACCAUCUCAUUUUUUUUUUUUUUGUCAUGUGUACGUCUCAGACUACAUUAUUCAGAUUUAAGGAAGAUUUAGCUUGUAUUUCUAGCAAGCUGAGCUAACACAUUGGGGCUCUUUCAUUGAUUUGUCAUUAGUCAGUUUUAAACAAGGGUAUUUUGUUUUGGUUAUGCUGUUAUUCGUUUCUUAUAUUCUUGUAUGUAUGUGUGUGUGUGGCCUAAUGAGUCAUAGGACCUAAGACGGUAAUGUGCUGGGGUUGAUAGUGAUGAUGAUGAUGAUGACGACAACAUCUGUGUUUGAGUGUUUUAAUUGAGUUAUAUGACAAGGCUGACAUGGUUUCAUUCUAAUUGCAGUUCUAGUCUGGAUAAACGAACCAAAGAUGGCAACACAGCUCUCCAUUUAUGUGCUCAACUCAACAAAUCUGAAUGUAUAAAGUUGAUACUGCGUACCAAACCAGACAUGGCUUCACUCGAGAACAAUGCAGGCCAAGCUCCUCUAGACAUUGCCAUUGAAAAUAACCACCAACUUUGUGCUGAACUGAUAAAAGCUGCUUUGGAGAACAGAAAAGAUUUAUUUGAAAACGUCAACAUUGACUGGGAUCUUAUGGUGGAGGAGCCCCAAUGUCAGCUUGACUGUUAUAGUGACGAUGAUAUUGAUGGAGUACCGGAGUACAAGAAACCACGAUCGAGACCGUCGAGUGUGAUUGGUAUCAAUGAAACAUCAAGUGCAGCCUCAGUUUCUCGAGAGGCUGUCUAUCGAGAUAAGGGAGAACUUGAGACCAGUCGGCCCCCGCCAUUGCCACCACCUCUAAACAAACCGACAAAAUCUAAGCUGAGAUCCUAUCUAUCCCGUAGCAAACUGAAGUCAGCAUUAUUUGCAUCAGGUUUGAAUCACUAUAGCAUCGGUGGAGCGGCACCUUCACAGACCAACGGAACCUUGCUGCACACCACUUCCUACAGCUAUAAUCACAGCGGUGCAGGCGGACCAAGUCUGCCUCCACUGCCGCCCAAAAAGAAGCCACCAGCCCCUGUUCCACCGCCAACAUCUGGCCAUACAAGGAACUGGUCCGAGCCCAAUGCCUCUUUCUUGGGUCACUAUCGUACGCCUUCAGACCCGCCACCUCCACGGUUCAAACCACCCAGUCCUGAGAAUCGCAAUACCAUGCAUGUUCCUGUAGGUUCCAAGGUGGUAUUACAAAAGCCUGCAGAAUCGGAGAGACAAAGAUAUUCAUACGGGAGUGUCCUCCCUCCACCUCUCCCGCAUCCUCGCAGUACAAGAGCUUCCUCUUUGAAUAGCGCUGAUUUGACCCUACGUAAUGAUCGAAGUCGUUCUCGUGACAGAAUUGAUCCUGGGGGGAGAGUUGAAGAGACUCAGGGCAAAGACUUUGUAGCACCACCUGUUCCUGUUCCACGAAUUAAGAAAAAAUCUAAUGGUAAGAGACGCUGUCGAGCUAAAUAUGAUUGUGAUGCUGAUAAUGAAGACGAGCUGACAUUUAAAGGUGGAGAAAUUAUUAUCGUCCUCCAUGAAGAGGAGGAAGAGUGGUGGGAUAUCCAAACAUCACCUUCCUUACCAAGGAAGCUUUGUUCCUAG